Molecule: messenger RNA, 156 nt
Organism: Racocetra fulgida
Lineage: Eukaryota; Fungi; Glomeromycota; Glomeromycetes; Diversisporales; Gigasporaceae
Source: the annotation of a GenBank genome assembly
AUGAAAAAUUCAAAAAAAUUUCAUGGAUUCGAUGGUUUACUUCAUGUACAAGAUAGUCAAAAUGGGAUUUAUGAUAUUAUGUCGGGUUUAAUUGAUGCUGAAAAAAACCUUGGUAUUCCUUAUAAUGAAGAUUUUAAUGGCGAGAGACAGAAUGGA